AUGUCGUCCAAGAUCGAGGACGCUGUUGUGUCGCCGCCGGCGGACGACGUCGAAAAGGUCAACGCGAACGAGGACGCCCGCGAUGACACCUCCGGCUCCGACUCGGACGCGCCGCCCAGCGCCGAGGAGCGCCGGCUCGUGCGGCGGCAGGACGCGCGCAUCGUGCCGCUCUGCGCCGGCAUCUACUUCCUGUGCUUCCUCGACCGCGCCAACAUCGGCAACGCCAAGGUGCUCAACUCGUCCACGCGCGACGACAUGCAGCACUCGGCGGGCAUGUCCGACUACCAGUUCGUCAUCGCCCUCAUGGUCUUCCUUGUCGCCUACGCCGUCUUCGAGGUGCCCAGCAACAUCCUGCUCAAGAAGCUGCGGCCCAGCCGCUGGCUCGCCUUCCUCAUGUUCUGCUGGGGCGCCAUGACCAUGUGCCUGGGCGCGGCGCGCAGCUUCGGAAGCGUCACAGCGGUGCGCUUCCUGCUCGGCAUGUUCGAGGCUGGCCUGUUCCCGGGCCUGAUUUACUACUUGACGUUUUGGUACCGGCAUAAUGAGCGAAGUGUGAGGGUUGCGUUCAUUCUCGCCUCAGCCACGCUGGCGGGUGCUUUUGGCGGCGCCAUCGCCUACGGCAUCGGCCACAUGAACCAGGCGGCCGGCAUCGCCGGCUGGCGCUGGCUCUUCAUCAUCGAGGGCAUCCCCUCGGUGCUCUCCUCCUUCCUGGUGCUCUUCUUCCUGCCCGACUACCCAGAGACGGCCGGCUGGCUGACCGACGCCGAGCGCGUGCUGGCCGUCGGCCGGCUGCGGCUCGAGGGCAGCAAGGGCCACGACCGGAGCAUGACCUGGCAGGACGCCAAGGCGACCCUGACCGACUGGCGCCUGUACGCGCACUACGCCAUCUACUUCGCCAUCAGCCCGCCCUUUGCGAGUCUCAGCCUGUUCACGCCGUCCAUCACCCUCGGGUUGGGGUACCGUGACCUAACGGCGCAGCUGAUGACCGUGCCGCCGUGGGUCGUCGCAUACGUCUGUCAGAUCCUGGUUGCGCUGUCGGCGGACCGGUUCAACGCGCGCGGGUACCACGCCGCGGGCGCCGCGCUCGUCGGGGCCGUCGGCUUCAUCGUGUCGGCGGCGCUGCCGCCGGACGCGUACAAGGCGCGCUACGGCGGGCUGAUCAUGGCGACGGCGGGCGCGUUCGCGUGCAUCCCGCCGCUGCUCGGCUGGCUGACCUCCAACGUCGUGAGCACGGCGGCCGUCGGGCUUGCGAUCGCGCUCAACGUCAGCAUCGGCGGCGGGCUGGGCCAGAUCCCCGGCGUGUGGAUCUACAAGGCGAGCGAGAAGGAAAAGGGAUACCCGACCGGCCACUGGACAAACGCGGGCUUCCUGCUCUUCGUCACGGCCGUGUCGCUGGGGCUGCGCGUCUUCUACGCGCGCAAGAACGCGCAGAUCGCGGCCGAGGCGCAGCGGCGCGGCGUGCAGGCGCGGCUCUACAAGCUGUGA
Messenger RNA from Cordyceps fumosorosea ARSEF 2679, 1482 nucleotides. Its product is annotated as Major facilitator superfamily domain, general substrate transporter. Bases 1 to 1482 code for a protein of 493 amino acids. Gene Ontology annotation, biological process: transmembrane transport. Gene Ontology annotation, molecular function: transmembrane transporter activity. NCBI's taxonomy places the organism in Eukaryota, Fungi, Ascomycota, Sordariomycetes, Hypocreales, Cordycipitaceae. The record is from RefSeq and is a predicted model, not a curated record. Gene Ontology annotation, cellular component: membrane. The transcript is spliced from 5 exons.